Metopolophium dirhodum (rose-grain aphid) is the source of this 1335-nucleotide messenger RNA. Its product is annotated as myosin-10-like. Lineage: Eukaryota; Metazoa; Arthropoda; Insecta; Hemiptera; Aphididae. The record is from RefSeq and is a predicted model, not a curated record. The transcript has 2 exons. Bases 1 to 1335 code for a protein of 444 amino acids.
AUGUCACGAGAUCAAAAAACACAAGAUUUAAAAGACAAAUUGGCUUGUCAAAAUAGUCAAAUAUGCAUACUUCAGGAAAAGUUGGUCACAUAUGACAAAGAUAUUUCGAAGAAAGAUGAUUUAAAAUGCCGAUUGCACAAUUUACAACAGUGGAUAGAGGAUGUUGACUGUAAAGUGAAACAAUCCAACAAUGAUGUGUUCAAUAUUAUCAGCAAACAGAAACAAAAGAUAAAAGAAGCUGAAGUGCAAGAAUGCAUGUUGCGAUCGGAAAACACUAGACUGCAUAACGCCAAUGACUGUAUCGCUGAGAAGCUAAACAAAUUACACCGGAAAGAACAAGCACUAACUGCGGAAAUUGAGAAAUUGGAAUUGUGUAAAAUCAAUAUCCAAAAUGAAUUGUGCAGCGCUCAAACCCGUGUCGACGAAAUGAAAUGUAAUAUAAGUAGCCUUAAGAAAACGCUCAAGACGAAGGAAGAAGAAUGCGAAAACGUUAAGAAAUUGCUGGCGGCGAGCGAGGCCGAGUGCAAACGCUUGUGCGCGGCGUGCAAUGCUGCCAAGUGUGCGCUGGAACGGUCGAAGGCCGAUGUGACGGACGUCAAGUGUCGGUUGAAGAAGACUGAAGAGUGUCUGAAGCGAGAGCGGGCCAUACUGGCGGAAAAGCUGGAAGACAAGGAACGAGAUUUGCGAGUCGCCAAGGCUGAGCUGGAUACGGCCAUCCGGACGGUUUCCGAGCUGAGGGCAAACACGAACAAGCUGGAGGCAGCGAUAGCCGAAUUGCGGGAGACGAUGGCCCGCGAAAAGUGCGAAGCGGAAGCGGCCGCGCGUGACCUCAGGCAGAAGAACUGCGUGGAGUCGGAAAAGUUGUGCAAGGCCAAAGACGAGCUGACCGAAGCGCGCCGCAACAACGGGUUGGUGACUGCUAAAAUCGAGUCGCUCAAGGGUCAGGUGCGGACCAACGAGUGCCUGGUGGACGAUCUUCGCCAGAAAUCCGAGUCGCUCAACCGGGCAAAGGACGAAAAGUGCGAACGCCUGGAGCGGGAACGGUGCACGCUUGCCGACGACGUGCGGUGCAAGAAGAAGAAGAUCGCCGACUUGGAGCGACAGCUGUGCCGCAUGCGCGAGGCAUGUGGUGGUGGCUGUGGCAGUGGUGCGACCGGCGGUUGUGGUGGAGUUUGCCCGAGCACUGCCGACUGCUAUCCGUCCGAAGACGCAGUCAACCGGCAGGACAUGAUCUGCUGCGUCCCCAACGAACCGUCCUUCAUUGACGUGCUUAAGAGACUGUACAGUGACCUAAACAACAUCAAGGUCAAACCCUGCAACCCUAUGUACCCCUGA